This is a messenger RNA of Phacochoerus africanus (Common warthog), 558 nucleotides long. It is a transcript of the gene LCN10, whose product is annotated as lipocalin 10. NCBI's taxonomy places the organism in Eukaryota, Metazoa, Chordata, Mammalia, Artiodactyla, Suidae. Gene Ontology annotation, molecular function: small molecule binding. The coding region runs from base 1 to 558 and encodes 185 amino acids. The record is from RefSeq and is a predicted model, not a curated record. The transcript has 6 exons.
AUGGGGCCGGGCUGGCUGCCGCCCGUGCUGGGCCUGGCGCUGGUGCUGGCUGAGGGGUCCCAGGCACAGGAGCAGCUCCCUAGGGCAUCCCACAACCUCAAUUGGAGCAAGUUUUCAGGGUUCUGGUACAUUCUCGCCGUUGCCUCCGAGGCCCGGGGGCUCCUGCCAGGCCGAGACAAGAGGAAGCUGGGGGCUUCGGUGGUGAGGGUUCAGAAACCCGGGCAGCUGAAGGUGGUCCUUGCCUUUAACCGGUCCCAGGGGUGCCAGGCGCACUCGUUGAUCCUGCGGCGAGAUGGCAAGAAAGCGGUGUUCAGGAACGCCCCAAGGGGCGUGGAGGGCUUCCGCGUGCUGUCCACCGACUACAGCGCCGGCGUGGUUGACCUGCGCCUGGGCCGGGCCGGCCGGGCCACCAAGACGCUGCUGCUCUUCAGCAGACGGGACACGUCCAGCUUCCUGAGCCUGAAAAAGUUUGCGGACAUGUGCAGGGUGCUGGAGCUCAGCGACGCGCUGACCAUCCUCCCCAAAGACGCCUCCUGUGCGCACACCAUCCUGCCCUGA